Pelobates cultripes (western spadefoot toad) is the source of this 477-nucleotide messenger RNA. The record is from the annotation of a GenBank genome assembly. Lineage: Eukaryota; Metazoa; Chordata; Amphibia; Anura; Pelobatidae.
AUGAUGGAAGUAAAUGCAGUGGAUGGGCAAAUGAUGGAGAUAAAUGCAGUGGGUGGGCGAAUGAUGGAGGUAAAUGCAGUGGAUGGGCAAAUGAUGGAGAUAAAUGCAGUGGAUGGGCAAAUGAUGGAGAUAAAUGCAGUGGAUGGGCGAAUGAUGGAGGUAAAUGCAGUGGAUGGGCGAAUGAUGGAGGUAAAUGCAGUGGGUGGGCGAAAGAUGGAGGUAAAUGCAGUGGAUGGGCGAAUGAUGGAGGUAAAUGCAGUGGGUGGGCGAAUGAUGGAGGUAAAUGCAGUGGGUGGGCGAAUGAUGGAAGUAAAUGCAGUGGGUGGGCGAAUGAUGGAGGAAAAUGCAGUGGAUGGGCGAAUGAUGGAGGUAAAUGCAGUGGAUGGGCGAAUGAUGGAGGUAAAUGCAGUGGGUGGGCGAAUGAUGGAGGAAAAUGCACGGGACAGAAAGUCUGCUGGGGGUUCAAAAUACUCCUAA